AACUUCCAUGAGGUAGCGUACUUUGCUGAUGAUCGACAGGACCUGCUUAAUGGCAUCAACGAGUUCUUAGACUGCAGUAUUGUUAUUCCACCCUCAGACGUUGAGGGAAAAGACCUGCUGAAGACCGUGGCCUCCUUCCAGAAACAGAUGCUACGUAAGCGCAAGGAGAGGGAGCUCAAGAAAUGCGGCAGUAUUGUGACAGGAGCUGAGCAGGAGACCAAAGAUGUAAGUACGGAUGAACAGGAGGAGGAGGAUCAGUUUGAUGUUGAUCCUCUCAAGCGCUCUGGUAUUCCCUUUGGAGGUCUGAUUCACGAUAUUCGCCGCCGUUAUCCACGCUACAUAAGCGACCUGAAGGAUGCCAUGGACACACAAUGUAUUGCUGCUGUCAUUUUCAUUUAUUUUGCUGCUCUUUCGCCCACUAUCACCUUUGGAGGUUUAUUAGGUGAGAAGACACAAGGCAUGAUGGGAGUCUCUGAGCUCAUCAUCUCCACGGCGACAGUGGGAGUGCUGUUCUCCCUGCUAGCAGGACAGCCUUUGCUCAUCAUUGGCUUCUCUGGACCACUUUUGGUCUUUGAGGAGGCUUUUUAUAAGUUCUGCCAGGCGCAGGGCUUCGAAUAUCUCACA
Molecule: messenger RNA, 624 nt
Organism: Sinocyclocheilus grahami
Lineage: Eukaryota; Metazoa; Chordata; Actinopteri; Cypriniformes; Cyprinidae
Product: anion exchange protein 3-like
Exons: 4
Biological process (GO): transmembrane transport; bicarbonate transport; monoatomic anion transport
Cellular component (GO): plasma membrane
Molecular function (GO): monoatomic anion transmembrane transporter activity; solute:inorganic anion antiporter activity
Source: RefSeq, a predicted model, not a curated record